This is a messenger RNA of Phycomyces blakesleeanus NRRL 1555(-), 423 nucleotides long. RefSeq lists its product as hypothetical. The transcript has 3 exons. The record is from RefSeq and is a predicted model, not a curated record. The coding region runs from base 1 to 423 and encodes 140 amino acids. NCBI's taxonomy places the organism in Eukaryota, Fungi, Mucoromycota, Mucoromycetes, Mucorales, Phycomycetaceae.
AUGAGGGCAGUAUUUAGAAGUUUACCUGUAAUCAUCUAUAUGUCCCAAGAAAAACAGGCUGUUUAUAAUACGGUGCUAUUAGAUGAAGUUCUUACUGUCUUUGAAAAUCAGCCGGUCGGCAACUUCCUCUCCAAGUCGAAAGUGAUAUUGCCAUCAUAUCUUUACUCGCGUUAUUAUCUCGUUGCCAUAGUAUUCUACAAGAUGUGUAUUCUAGGAUACUAUGACUUAACUAGUUGGCUAUCUCUUUCCCUCUUAUUUAGGGUCUUCUAUAAGAUUCCUGUGACUUCACAUCAGUUCACAUUUGGCUUUACAGAGGCUUUACCAAGCACACCAUCCCAAAGACGAUUAAUGGGAUCUUAUUCUUAUCUUCGAAAUACUUUUAUGGCCUCCACUUAUUCAAUCUUUGUAUUUUUUCUAGAUUAG